AUGGGGUUUGAAGACAAGCGAAUUGCAAUCAUCGGUGGCGGCCUAGGAGGCAUGUCCUUCCUUAAUGCCGCACUGUAUGCCGGCCUGAAGAACGUGCAACUAUACGAGCAAGCAGCGCAAUUCGGCGAAGUCGGUGCCGGUGUUAACAUCACCUCGAACGCAAACCGGGUCCUGGACGCCUUCGGUCUGCAAGAGAGCAUGAUGCGCAGGUCCUCACGUAAACUGCCCAGUUAUAUGCAAUACCACAAUUACAAGACCGGAGACUACGUAGGUCACAUUGGUGAAUUCUCGGAUCCACACGCUCGCCUAUUGCAUCGCGCCCAUCUACUGGACUCGCUGAAGGAGCGCGUGCCCGAAUCAAACUUAAACUUGGGUAAGCACUUGGCAUCCAUCGACCGCAACACUACCGCCGGUGCUGCACCAUACACACUUCAUUUCCAGGAUGGCAGCACUGCCGAGGCAGAUAUUGUGAUUGGAUGUGAUGGUAUCAAAUCUAAUGUGCGUCGGGAUAUGGGCCUGGGAGAUGACCCCAACUACUCUGGCCAGGUUGUGUAUCGUGGAUUCGUCAACUACAAGGACCUACCCGCUGAGACAGCGCAAUUGUUGCGCAAGACCGUUAACUUCCGUGGACCUAAGCGACAUGUCUUGAUCUUGCCUAUUGGUAACCAAGAGACGGGGACAGACCGUGCUGCCAUUAUCGGUUUUAUGUCUGAGCCGCUUGAGGCAUGGGACUCAGAGAGUUGGAUGUCCCGCUCGGAUAUUGAUAGUCUUCAGGAGCAUGUCCAUGACUGGUGUCCGGAGGUGCAGCAUAUCAUUGCUGGUCUCCGUAAGAGCUCCGAGGACGGUAAGAUGCUCAAACAGGCGCUGUACGUGCGUGAUCCGAUCGAAAAGUGGUAUGAAAUGAAGAGUGGGCAACAUGAUGCUGGUAUUAUUCUGCUGGGUGACUCGGCGCACUCGACUCUUCCUCAUCAAGGUCAAGGAACAUGCAUGGCGAUUGAAUCUGGAAUUGCCCUUGCAACUGUGCUUAGACACUGGAAAACGGAUGACCUAGAGGCUGCAUUCGGGUUCUACCAGGACCUGCGCAAGCCCCGGACAGACCGGGUCACCAAUACUAGCUACGAAGCCGGCAAGCUGGCUAGCUCAGACUCUCCCGAUCAGAUGUCCAGCAACUUCAAUCCAGAUGCACUUAUGGAGCGCAUGAAGUGGAUUAUGGAGUAUAAUGUUCUAGAAGAUUUGAAGGCCAAGGGUCGGGGAUAUUUGGACUUUCAAGAUUCGCGCUUGUAA
This is a messenger RNA of Penicillium vulpinum, 1284 nucleotides long. RefSeq lists its product as uncharacterized. NCBI's taxonomy places the organism in Eukaryota, Fungi, Ascomycota, Eurotiomycetes, Eurotiales, Aspergillaceae. The record is from RefSeq and is a predicted model, not a curated record. Bases 1 to 1284 code for a protein of 427 amino acids. Gene Ontology annotation, molecular function: monooxygenase activity; FAD binding. The transcript is spliced from 2 exons.